Molecule: messenger RNA, 1848 nt
Organism: Cercopithifilaria johnstoni
Lineage: Eukaryota; Metazoa; Nematoda; Chromadorea; Rhabditida; Onchocercidae
Source: the annotation of a GenBank genome assembly
AUGGAUGAGGAUGAGGAUUUUAUGGAUGAUAACGAUUUUGCAGAAACUUCUGCAUCUGUACUGGCAGAUGGUGGCAAGAAAUGUACCAUUUUUCUCAUUGAUGCUUCACCCAAAAUGUUCGAGGAAUAUGAGAAUGAUGAUUCACAGAACAAUUGUGCAUUUCGAAGAUCUUUGAAAAUUAUACGUUUACAAAUGGUCAACAAAGCAGUGACUUCGACAUUCGGAGAAUAUACGUGUUGCAUUCUCCUAAACACUCAAAAUAAGUCGCAUUCAAUUGACCAUGUAUAUGUUAUGCAAGAAGUUGAAGAAAUAUCGGCAGAACGAAUUAAAGAAUUGGAUCAAUUAUUAAAAUCAGAAAAUAUAUUAUUAGCUUUCAAGGAUAUAUGCGGUGGACACGGUCAUUGUGAUUAUAGCGAAGUACUGUUCUUAUGUAUCAAAAGAGUAACUUCUCGGACACCUUAUUUUCGAAAACGAACAGUUUAUCUGUUCACCAACGAAAUGAAUCCGUUUGGUACAAAUAAUCAGCAUCGUAUCUCUGCUUGCAAAAAUGCCGAUGAUCUUCGCAAUCAUGACACAGAGUUUUUGGUCUAUCCACUUAUUGCUGAAGACGAUACAUUUGUAUUCAAUGUUUUGGAACAGCUGGACCCAAAUGUUGAAAAGAAUUUUGAAAACAUCAGCGAACUGGAAAAAGAUAUACCAAAGAAGCAAUACGCACAUCGGAAUAUAGCAGGCAUGGAUUUUGAAUUCGGAAAGGGACUAAAAAUUUCAGUUGGAAUCUAUUCUUUGCUACGCCCAGAGAAGAUUCCUCAACCUGCUAUUCUAAAUGCUGAAAAAAAUGAAAUUAUGCAGCGGUCACAUAUAUAUGUUAACAAAGAGACUGAUGAGGAAGUGCCAGUGCUUGAUAAAGAAAUCAUUCGAAAACGACAAAUUGGAGGUGAAGUUGUUAGUCUGUCCGCAGAUGAGAUCGAAAACUUACGAAGGCUGACACCGCCAGGCAUACUGUUGCUCGGAUUUAAGCCUCUUUCUUGCCUUAAAAUCACACAUCACGUUCGAAGCUCACAGUUUGUUUAUCCCCUCGAAAAGGAUAUUGUGGGUUCUGUUCGGAUGUACCGUAUUCUUUAUGAAGUUUGCAUGGAACAGAAGAAAAUGAUUAUAUGUCGGUAUACUCAAAAAUCGAAUGUGCCGCCAAAACUCGUCGCUUUAGUGCCACAGAAAUCCGUUAUUGAAGAUAGUUUUAAGGGCGGAUUCAGUUCAAAAUUUUGUUAUCCUGGGUUUCAUUUGGUAUAUUUGCCAUUUGCAGAAGAUAAACGCGAUCUCAGUGAACAGUUGACGUAUCGGGAUGGCGAGUGUCCAACUGCGUCAAAGGAACAGAUUGAAGCGGCGAGGAAAUUGGUGAAAAGACUUACAACUAGUUAUUUCCCAGAAAAAUUUUGUAAUCCAGUAUUGCAAAAGCAUUACAAAGUGAUUGAAGCUUUGGCUCUAGAUUAUGAUGAAGUUCCGGAAGUUCAAGAUCAGAUCCAACCAUAUUUUGUAUAUGAUGGUUUUCGAAAACGGGUAGAAAAAGAGUUGGACGAAUUUCGUUCCUCCUUGCUUCCUGACAAUUGGAAUUCAGAACAGAAAUGUACUGAAGAGACAAAAAAGGCUGACCAAAUAAGUAGCGCGUGGAAUACGAAAAAGAAGAAAUUGACGAACGAAAGCUUGUUAUAUUUGGCCAAUAAUCAUUUGCUGGAGAAAGUGACGGCGACCCAGCUAAAAAAGAAAGCGACAGAGGAGCAUAUUCCUGUUAAAUCAAAUGCCAAAAAGGCUGAUAUUAUUGAUGCAAUUGAGAAAUAUUACAGAAGCAUAUGA